GCUUGUCAGCCAGUCACUCAGUUUGCGCUAGACAGUGCUGGCAGGGUAGCUACGCUCAGCGGUGUGUUCCGCACCAUCCCCCCUUUCACCGCCCCGCUUUGUGCUCGGGGCUUUCCUAGUUUUCGGUCUGUUGUCCUUAGUACCGUCCUCUUGAGCCACCCAUCUUGCCUCGCCAUGUCUAAGCGAGUCCGAACCCCGGAGUUGUGCGCAGAUUGCAGCGUGCAGGACCCUCGGUGGGCUUCUGUUAACAGAGGUGUCCUCAUAUGUGAUGAAUGCUGCAGCGUACACCGAAGCUUAGGAAGACAUAUCUCACAAGUAAGGCAUCUUAAGCACACACCUUGGCCUCCUACACUUCUACAGAUGGUACAGACUUUAUAUAGCAAUGGUGCAAAUUCCAUAUGGGAACAUUCAUUGCUAGAUCCAGCAUCAAUUAUGAGUGGGAAACGUAAAGCUAACCCCCAAGAUAAAUUACAUCCAAACAAAGCAGAAUUUAUAAGAGCGAAGUAUCAAAUGCUGGCAUUUGUUCACCGCUUACCGUGUCGAGAUGAUGAUAGUGUUACUGCCAAAGACCUAAGUAAGCAACUUCAUUCAAGUGUGAGAACAGGUAAUCUGGAAACCUGUCUGAGGCUGUUAUCCUUAGGAGCACAAGCUAAUUUUUUUAAUCCGGAAAAGGGAAGUACGCCGCUACAUGUUGCCGCCAAAGCAGGGCAAAUCCUACAGGCUGAGUUACUUGCAGUAUAUGGGGCAGAUCCUGGCACACCAGAUUCUGCUGGAAAAACACCCAUUGACUAUGCAAGGCAGGGUGGUCAUCAUGAAUUAGCCGAUCGUCUUGUGGAAAUACAGCAUGAGCUGACUGAUAGAUUAGCUUUUUAUUUAUGUGGGAGAAAACCAGAUCACAGAAAUGGGCAGCACUUUAUUAUACCACAAAUGGCUGACAGCAGUCUUGACUUAUCAGAACUGGCCAAAGCAGCAAAGAAAAAGCUCCAGUCUCUAAAUAACCACUUAUUCGAAGAAUUAGCUAUGGACGUUUAUGAUGAAGUUGACAGACGAGAAACAGAUGCAGUCUGGCUUGCAACUCAGAACCACAGUACACUUGUAACAGAGACCACAGUUGUACCCUUCCUACCUGUGAAUCCAGAGUAUUCCUCAACACGCAACCAGGGAAGGCAAAAAUUAGCCAGAUUCAAUGCACAUGAAUUUGCUACCCUGGUAAUAGACAUUCUGAGUGAUGCCAAAAGAAGACAGCAAGGAAAUCCAGUAACUGGAUCCAAAGACAAUGUAGAGCUAGUAUUGAAAAAUAUUAGCAACCAGCAUAGUAGAGAGAGUCAAGAUAAUGACCAGCCAGACUAUGACAGCGUUGCCUCAGAUGAAGAAACCGAUUUAGACUCCAUUCCAACGAAAAUGGAUAGGGAAAAGAGUGUGGAAACAGACUUAUCAGAUAGCUCAGUCACGGUACAAGAAUUUUUAGAAGUUAAAAAUGCAUUAGCGUCAUCAGAAGCAAAAAUACAACAACUGAUGAAAGUUAAUAACAAUUUGGGUGAUCAGCUUCAAACGAUGCAGAGAAAGCUCCAAACACUGCAGUGUGAAAAUAUGAACCUCAGGAGACAGGCCACAACCAAUUUAUAUCAGGUCCCAACUGGGACAGAGUACACAGACCUCUCCAAUCCAGCGUCUUUAAAGAGACGGCCAUCAGGAAGAGGUAGCAGGCCCAUGUCCAUGUAUGAGACUGGAUCAGUUCAAAAACCCUACCUCCCAAUGGGAGAAGUCACAUACCCAGAGGAAAGCAUAAACAGACUGCAGCCUUUCCCACAACAUAUCGGGAGGAGCGCUUUUGUGACCUCCUCUUCAUCCCUGCCUUCAUUCCCCUCUACGCUUUCCUGGUCAAGAGAUGAAAGCACACGAAGGGGUUCAAAAAUAGAAAAACAAAACAGUGGCUCAGAAGGUGACUAUGAUAACACCAUUCAUGAUACGGAGCUUGAUGAAAGCAGCUUGAACAGGAAAGUUAAACAGAGGAGUAUGGCCUGGCAAGAACUGUCUAUCCCUGAAGUUGGAGACAAUGAAUCAGAUGUAAGUUCUGUCCUUCCUAGCACAGAAGACGUAAUCCGAAAAACUGAACAGAUAACCAAAAACAUCCAGGAGCUUCUGAGAGCUGCUCAAGAAAAUAAGCAUGAGAGGCCCUUUGAACGAGAAAGUGUGCGUCGGCUAAGGCAUAGCCUUGGUUGUUUUAGCACAUUGGUUCCUUGGGCAGAGAAGGCACCUCUGCAGCCACUGACCCUCCAGCAGCCUGAUCCCACCUCCUGCUAUAUACCAUGCUCAGAAAGAAUACACGUUGCAGUGACAGAAAUGGCAGCACUCUUUCCAAAGAAACCCAAAUCAGACAUGGUAAGGACAUCUCUACGGCUUCUUACAUCCAGUGCUUAUCGGCUGCAAUCAGAGUGUAAAAAAACUCUCCUAGUAGAAUCCAGUCCUACCACCGACAUCCAGCUAGUGACGCAACAAGUUAUCCAGUGUGCUUACGAUAUUGCUAAGGCUGCCAAGCAACUGGUCACCAUAACAACCAAAGAAAAUACCAACUGACUGAUGAGCAGGCGUCCUUUUGUUUGUCCUAGGAUUAGAAGCAAAUCACUUUGUUCCUUUUUUAUACAUAAUGUAAAGUGACAGGAUCAUCUUAAAAUAAUAUAUAAUCAGUAUUAUGUUUGUGCAUGUUUUAUUUUAGGUGCUCUGGACUUUUAAUUUAACCCCACUGCCUUAUCUUGUAAACCUGGUCUUUAAGCCAGUGUAUACAAAUGUGUAUGCUUGUUAUAAGCAGGUAUUGUGCCAAUGGUCUGUGCUUCUCUCGUGUUCUUGACAACCGUUAAAUAAACUUUCUGGAUUUUUUUUUUUUUUAAAUCAUGACACAGUUUUAAAACCUAAGGAAACAAGUCCUUAAUUUGGGUGUGUGAUUGUAUUGUGCAUUUAAUAUAACAGUCUCAUUCUUACUGAACUCACUGGAUUUUUCCCGGACGUUUUCUGCAGUAGAUUUGAACACAGUAUUAUCAUUCUCAGCAUCUGUGUAUUUACAUACCAAAACCUAAAUGUGUGUAUUAUUUAUGUGCUUAAUUUGUUGCUUUUCAGUAUUAUUUACCUCUCUGGAUAUUUUUUUAAGUUAGAACAUGAAGUUUGUGGUUACUGGUGUGCUGUUUGGUAAGGCAGUGCUGUAAGAAGUGGAAGAAAAAGAUUAUGUCAAUAUAUACCUUGUAUUUUUAAUUUGCACUGGGAUAUUAAGGUAUGGAAAAAACAAAUGUAAAAGCUAUUUGAAUGUAAUGUUCCCACUUUUUAUACUGUAUUUAGUAUUUCAAUAAUCACGGACAACAUUUAUUGAAA
Messenger RNA from Bombina bombina (fire-bellied toad), 3363 nucleotides. RefSeq names its product GIT ArfGAP 2 (gene GIT2). The transcript is spliced from 21 exons. Bases 175 to 2577 code for a protein of 800 amino acids. The record is from RefSeq and is a predicted model, not a curated record. Gene Ontology annotation, biological process: regulation of ARF protein signal transduction; brain development. Gene Ontology annotation, molecular function: protein binding; GTPase activator activity. NCBI's taxonomy places the organism in Eukaryota, Metazoa, Chordata, Amphibia, Anura, Bombinatoridae.